AUGAGCAGUGGAUCGAGUUACACAAAUUCGCGCGAUUUCCCACCGGGAUAUGGAGACUUUAAGCUCAUUUCCAGCGACAAAGUCGCCUUCCACAUUCCUCGUUCGCUUCUGACCCAUGUCUCCCCCGUCUUUCGAGACAUGUUCGCAAUGGGAGAUGGACCUUCAGAGCUCCAGGUGACAGAGGACGCUACCGCCCAAAAGUAUCAAGCUCCUCAAGUCGUCAAAUGGUGGGAGAGAGAGGUCAGAAAGCCAUCACGGAAGAAGCUCAACGACCCAAUGCUCUGCCUGGCCAUCGCUGCACGUUUCAGUCUACACGAGACCGUGCGUGCGGCUUUGCGAGACCUAGUCAAGGCCCCUCUCAAAGAGCUCCAGACGCCCAUUCUCUUUGAGAGCAAGUUAUUCUCACAUUUACUCGAACUACGCGCCGACCGAAGCGCAUGGUUCAGAGCGAAGCUAACACAGGUAAUGGCUCCGGUAUGGGCAAUGGGCUCUUGGCGAUUUGCAGGACCAAACUUUCAGCGAGUCGCCACUUGGUUCAUGGAGGUCGCGGCCGGUCUAGACGAGGAGCCAAGUUGGAGAAUCUUGAUGGUGUAUUGGGACAAGGUAGAGAUUGAGCCUCUUCGUCGAUAUGUUGAGCAGGGCGCUUUCGAGCAGUGGAGGAGCGAGGCAGCCGAGCUCGAAGACAGUCUCCCAGAGCUACCCAAGUAG
Serendipita indica DSM 11827 is the source of this 708-nucleotide messenger RNA. NCBI's taxonomy places the organism in Eukaryota, Fungi, Basidiomycota, Agaricomycetes, Sebacinales, Serendipitaceae. The record is from the annotation of a GenBank genome assembly.